Messenger RNA from Linum tenue, 932 nucleotides. Lineage: Eukaryota; Viridiplantae; Streptophyta; Magnoliopsida; Malpighiales; Linaceae. The record is from the annotation of a GenBank genome assembly.
GAAGUUUUCUCUCACUGCUUUUCCCAUUGUAUUACUUUCCACUUCGCCCCUCAAGUCCCUUUUCCCUUUUCAGUCCACGCCGCUGAGAAAGAGCAGAGGAGUCCUCUUUUGUCUCCCUCGGCCGCCACACUCUCGUUUCCCGCUCUCAACCCCCGAAGCUGACAGUCAUGUCUUUCGCAGCAGCAGCUAGGGUUUUCAAAACCUGCCGGCCUCUCCUGGCCCCCUCCAAGUCCGCCGCCGCUGCUUCAAUCCCGGCAAAGCCAGCCAAGAAAGCAAAGGCAGCACCGAAGCCCAAGCCGGACGCGCCCAAGAAAGCUAGCGGCAUACUGAAGCAAGUUGCAGUCUCCCCGGAGCUGUGCAGCUUCCUUGGGGUUCCCGAGGCUUCUCGCACCGAGGCUGUUAAAAAGAUCUGGGCACACAUCAAGGAACAUCAGCUCCAGAACCCUGCAAACAAGAAAGAGAUUAUCUGCGAUGACAAGCUUAAGACAAUAUUUGCCCAGAAGGAGAAAGUUGGGAUGCUGGAGAUUGCAAAGUUGCUGUCGCCUCAUUUCAACAAGUCUGGUUAGCUGGAGAAAGAAACAAUGGUGUUUUGUGGCAGUUGGGGAUCUCUUUUGAAGCAAGCUCUUAGUAAAAUUCUCAUCGUGAAUCCUCCCUGGAAUGUUGUUUUUCUUGUCGAUAUUUGUGGUUUUGUUUGAGUCCCCAAACUGUGGACACCUUUUUGUUGCAAGUGAACUAGUCCUGAUCUUGACUAUGUAUAAAGUAGCUAGGGGAAGAAAGCAUUUGCCUCUUCAACAAUGGUUAAACAACAGCUCCUUUCAUAUCCCAUAGUCCUAUCCUCUUCAAUAGCUCACCCUUUUGAUGCCAUGAUGUUUGCAGAAUAUAGAUUAGUUGUUUCUUUUCCCCGUUUUCAUUGUCAUCUUGAGCAAAAUCAU